GAUCAGCCGUUUAGCGGGAACGCACAAAUUUGUAACAUCCCCACUUCUGCUCCUCGAAUUGGAGUUCCGAAAUCCCUAGAUUACUCAAAUUCCGCCAUUGGAGUCUCCUCCGAAUUAUUACAGAAGAUACAUAGCAGCUGUUGAAUUAUAGAGAUGGACAUUGGCUGCUCAGGAGAGAAUCAUAGUCCUUUUGUCACUCCAAAGAGGCAUAACCAUUCUUCAACAUUGGACAGAACUCCGGGACGAAGGAAGUUAGCACUUGAUGAUGAAAAUGAAAAUGGGUCAGAGAAGAAAGGACACUCAAGAACUGCUGGAGGAGGACUUCGUCAGUUUAGUGUUAUGGUUUGCCAGAAGUUGGAAGCCAAGAAGAUAACAACAUAUAAGGAGGUUGCAGAUGAGAUUAUUUCGGAUUUUGCCACAACACAGAAUGACACACUGGGAUCUUCAGAAGAGUUCAACGAGAAGAAUAUAAGGCGGCGAGUCUAUGAUGCACUCAAUGUUUUCAUGGCGUUGGAUAUCAUUGCAAGGGACAAAAAGGAAAUCCGAUGGAAAGGACUUCCUAUUACCCGCAAAAAGGAUGUGGGAGAAGUAAAUGCUGAACGGACUAAACUCGUGAACAGUGUCCAAAAGAAGGCUGCUUACCUUAAAGAGUUGGAAGAAAAGGUCUUGGGUCUUCAAAAUCUUACGUCAAGAAAUCAGCAGGUGUUUGAGAAGUCUAAAUGCCAUACAGAAGGAUUUACUUUGCCAUUCAUCCUAGUCCAGACAAGUCCUCAUGCAACUGUUGAAGUCGAGAUCUCAGAGGAUAUGCAACUGGUGCACUUUGACUUCAAUAGCACGCCCUUCACAUUGCACGACGAUGCUUACAUUCUGAAACUGAUGCACCAACAGAAGCUGCAGCCAAAUGCAAAUCACCAUACUUCUCAGCAUUCCUCUGCUCUUUCUUCCUCCAGCUCUUGUGUUGUCUCUGGAACGACCGGCCCCGUCGUCUGGAACACCAAUUCCACCACCACCCGCUGAGUAAAAUCCGAAUAUCCGACUCUUUUUUUCGCUCUCUUGGUCUGUGGAAACAUACAGGAAUCAAUUUGUUAUGCUAUCUAUACAUCUGGGUUAGUGUUUUAGAAUAGGAAGUGGAGACUCUGGUAGUUGAUCCUGUUUGGAGAGACUGUAAAUGAACAAUUCAUUGGUAAAAAAUGUCUAUUUAGAUUUCGGUUUA
Molecule: messenger RNA, 1213 nt
Organism: Tarenaya hassleriana
Lineage: Eukaryota; Viridiplantae; Streptophyta; Magnoliopsida; Brassicales; Cleomaceae
Product: transcription factor-like protein DPA
Exons: 10
Coding region: 154-1017 (287 amino acids)
Biological process (GO): regulation of cell cycle; regulation of transcription by RNA polymerase II
Cellular component (GO): transcription regulator complex; nucleus
Molecular function (GO): DNA-binding transcription factor activity, RNA polymerase II-specific; RNA polymerase II transcription regulatory region sequence-specific DNA binding
Source: RefSeq, a predicted model, not a curated record